AAUCUAUAGAGUUAAGGAUGAUAUAAUAAGUAUGACGGUUAGUAUAGAUUCAAUUUUGGCGAUAUUGAAGGAGCAUAUCAUCUAUGUUUAUUGGGUACUUUUUAUACUAUGUUUGAUUACAAGAUUCAAUGUUGUUUGGGUGGCAGCAUACGUAUCGCUUUGUGUUGGCCACCUUAUUUAUGAUUACUCCAAGAAUUAUAAGUAUCCCGAUUCCAGUAAAUGGCAGCAAAUCAGUGAUGGUGAUGUUGCAUUAAUAACAGGCGGAAGUAAUGGAUUGGGAGAAGAAAUAGUAAAAGACUUACUUGAAAGUACCGAUAUUGGUAGAGUAAUAGUGCUCGAUGUGGAACACCCACAUAUGGCUCAGAUGAAUGAGAAGGUGGAGUACCAUGAAUGUGACAUUGGAAAUGAAGAAGAGCUAAACAAUACAUUGACAGCCAUAAUAGAUCAUUUAGAGACAAAGGACCAGCAUAUAAGUAUUCUAAUCAACAAUGCAGCUAUUAGACAUAGUGAAUCAUUCCUCAAUUUAUCAAGAGAAAAGAUUUUCAACGUGUUCAAUGUUAACACCUUUUCUCAAAUAUGGAUCUUGAAACUGGUAUUGAGUAAUCACAUUGAAAGAAUUUUACCGAGAGAUCCCAAUGCAAGACUUUCGGUGGUCUUUGUAUCUUCAAUCUUGGGAACGUUAGGACCUAAGAAUCUUUCCGCUUAUUCUGCAUCGAAAGCCGCUAUUAUUCAAAUUUAUGAAUCUUUACUGAAAGAGCUUUCUGAAUAUCCAAGUGUACGUUUACUUCUCAUCACUUCAGGCCAAUUGACGACAAAGAUGUUUGAAGAUGUUAUGCCUUCAAAAUUAUUUUUUGCUCCUUUAGUAAAUCAUAUCAAGUUUGCAAAAAACAUCGUCAAAAGCAUAAACGAUGGAGAAAAAGGUGUCAUAUGUGAGCCUUUCUAUGCAAAUUUUUUACCAGCUAUUCGAGUACUUCCAAUUUUCUUACAAGAUUUUUGUAGGAAGAUGUCUGAAAUGGACGAUAAAAUUAAAGAUUUAGACAAUUCGAAAAAAGAACGUUAA
Molecule: messenger RNA, 1060 nt
Organism: Hyphopichia burtonii NRRL Y-1933
Lineage: Eukaryota; Fungi; Ascomycota; Pichiomycetes; Serinales; Debaryomycetaceae
Exons: 2
Coding region: 32-1060 (342 amino acids)
Molecular function (GO): oxidoreductase activity, acting on the CH-OH group of donors, NAD or NADP as acceptor
Source: RefSeq, a predicted model, not a curated record